Messenger RNA from Chaetomium globosum CBS 148.51, 1287 nucleotides. RefSeq lists its product as uncharacterized. The transcript has 2 exons. Gene Ontology annotation, biological process: L-tryptophan biosynthetic process. NCBI's taxonomy places the organism in Eukaryota, Fungi, Ascomycota, Sordariomycetes, Sordariales, Chaetomiaceae. Bases 1 to 1287 code for a protein of 428 amino acids. Gene Ontology annotation, molecular function: anthranilate phosphoribosyltransferase activity. Gene Ontology annotation, cellular component: cytosol. The record is from RefSeq and is a predicted model, not a curated record.
AUGGCGCCGCCAACUGAAGACCAGCCCCUCGUUAACCUCAAGCCAUUGCUGGCGAGGCUUUGGCCUUUGGGGCACCCCGACCCAGUCUCGCCAGUAGAAAUUGCCGAAGCCAUCUCGCAUUUCUUCACCAACCAAGUCUCGGAAGUUCAAGCCGGUGCUUUGCUGAUGUGCCUACACUUCACGGGCUUGGAUCGCCAGGCUGAGGUAUUGGCCAAGACAGCAGAAUGCAUGCUCAAGUCUGCCGCAAAGAUUGAUCAACCCCUCCUUCGGGCGGCCAUUGACGCAAGGAGGAGGAAAGAAGGACAAUAUGAGGGCGGGUUGGUCGACAUCGUCGGCACAGGAGGCGACUCCCACAACACCUUCAACAUCAGCACGACGGCCUCCAUCAUCGCCUCGAGCCUCCUCCUCAUCGCCAAGCACGGCAACAGGGCAUCGACCUCGAAAUCGGGCUCCGCCGACCUCCUCAACUGCAUGCAGCCACAGCCGCCCCAAAUAGACCGCAUCCGCCCGGACACUAUCGCCGAGCUGUAUAGCAACACCAACUACGGCUUCCUGUUUGCCCCCGUCUUCCACCCGGGUAUGCGGCACGUCGCGCCCAUCCGCAAGCAGCUGCCAUGGCGCACCAUCUUCAACCUCGUCGGCCCGCUGGCCAACCCCACCGACCUGCGCGACCCAACCCAGCCAGCCGGCGCCGACCCCCUCCUCGAAGCGCGCGUGAUCGGCGUGGCGCGCAAGGACAUCGGCCCCGUGUUCGCGCACGCGCUGCGCCUCGGCGGCGCGCGCAAGGCCAUGGUGGUGUGCGGCGACGAGGAGCUGGACGAGAUCAGCUGCGCGGGCGACACGCUGUGCUGGCGGAUCCGCCCCGCCGAUGAUGGUGAUGGCACCUCCUCUGGCGGCGGCGAGGAGGCCAUCACGGAGCACUUCCGGCUGCACCCGCGCGACUUCGGCCUGCCGGCGCACCCGCUGUCGGCGGUGUCGCCGGGCAAGGAGCCGCACGAGAACGCGGGGAUCCUACGCCGAAUCCUGGACGGCCACGUGCCCGACGACGACCCCAUCCUGCACUUUGUGCUGAUCAACGCCGCCGCGCUGUUCGUGGUGUCGGGCAUCUGCGAGGCCGACACGAGCGACCUGGGCCAUGGGGACGACGGCGCCGUCGUCACGGAGAGGGGCCCCGGAGGCGGGCGGUGGAAGGAGGGCGUGCGCCGCGCGCGGUGGGCCAUCAAGAGUGGCGAGGCUGCGAGGCAGUGGGCCAAGUUUGUCGAGGUCACGAACAGUUUCAAUGCUUGA